GGAAGAAUGGUGAUUUUACAAUAUUCUGCUGAAACUUCCUGGCACCUGUGAUGUUAAAAAUCUCAGAACACACAGUUUCUGAGCAAGACUGUCAUUUGGAGACAGACUUCUCUAAGGAAAGAAAAGAGACUUCUCUUCUAGCCAAGAUGAAAGAUAUACGAACCAUUCAGGAAACGUCAGGGGCCCUGCAGAGUGAAGUCUGUGAGCAGGAAGCUAAAAUGGAGACACAGGCACAAAGAGAAGAUGCACGUGCCAGUCUCCCAAGAACACAAUCACCUUCAGUACAUUUUCUUUCAAGUAUGACAGAUUCAGAUACCACAGCACUGCCAUCGUCAUGGUCAUUAUCCACUGACAUACCUCUCAGUUACUCUCUGUCCAGCCCUCAGAUUAGUAGAUUUAAUAUACCAACAAUUGCACCAAAGCCUCGUAAAUCAACCAUAGUGAACUAUUCCCCAUCAGAAAGCAGAUCAGGAGUCAACAGCAUCAUAAUUCCAAAGAAAGAGACGCUGUCGUUUCAUGCUUCUGAGACAACUGUUACUGGGGAAGGAGAGGAUUAUUUCCUAUCUUUGUUUGGCAAUUCAAAGAAAUUUACUACACACUCAUCUCAUACUAAGAAAACUUGGAAGCACUUUCCUAUGAUUCUUGAAGAAGUGAGCCAGUCUAGGUCAAGUGCUCUUGGAGACAUUAAAAUAGCUGAAGUGAACACCAAGGGUUUAUUCGUGAAGCUCAUUAACUCUUCCAUUGACAAAGAACUAGAGAUUGGAAAUCAUAUACUCCGGCAAAACGUGAAUGGACAAACAGUCUCUUUGUACCGAUUCCUUUCAAAUAUCACAAUGCAGGCCAAUUCCACAAUAACAGUCUGGGCAGCAGCAUCUGAAGCAAAGCAUCAGCCACCAUCAGAUUUUCUUUGGAAGGAAGAAAACAAGUUUAGAGCAAGCCCGAAUUGUACGACAAUCCUAUGCAAACCUAAUGGUGAGGCCAUUGCCUGGUACACUCCUAUUCACUGGAUGCAAGCAUGGGAAAAACUAGAGACCGACAUUGAAUUUGAGAGAUGCUCAUUAGUAAGUCCAACAUCUCAAAGGUACAAGUUUCGUUGGCCAGAAGUUACAACUACAAGUGAAAAAAAACAAGAUCGUUCUAAGAAAGAUAACUCAAAACAUCAGAUGGAACCAGUUCAAGUUUUUCUUAAGAGAGAAAAAGAAGUCCCACCAACCCUUUUUCCCAAUCGCAGCCCUUGGUGCAGCAGUCCCGGUGUCCCUGCACACCCCUACUGUCCUCUGAUUGAACCUCACAAUACUAGCAUGGCUGGGAGCAGCUUAAAGAGACAGCCCAGGCUCUGUCAGCCAGGCCUGAUCCAGCCCAGGCAAGAGCAACAAAUGAAAAAGUAAACAGAUGGGACUACAUCAAGUUAAAAAGUUUUUGCACCGUGAAGGAAACAAUCAGCAAUAUGAAAAUACAACCUAUUCAAUGGAAGAAGAUAUUCGCCAAUGACACAUCUGAUAAGAGGACAGUAAUAUCCAAGUCCACAGAACAGAAGGAUGCCUGUCAUGUCAC
Messenger RNA from Rhinolophus ferrumequinum (greater horseshoe bat), 1554 nucleotides. RefSeq names its product lamin tail domain containing 1 (gene LMNTD1). The coding region runs from base 51 to 1388 and encodes 445 amino acids. The record is from RefSeq and is a predicted model, not a curated record. Lineage: Eukaryota; Metazoa; Chordata; Mammalia; Chiroptera; Rhinolophidae. Gene Ontology annotation, cellular component: nuclear envelope; cytoplasm. The transcript has 11 exons.